Perca flavescens (yellow perch) is the source of this 1152-nucleotide messenger RNA. It is a transcript of the gene nsa2, whose product is annotated as NSA2 ribosome biogenesis homolog (S. cerevisiae). The transcript has 6 exons. NCBI's taxonomy places the organism in Eukaryota, Metazoa, Chordata, Actinopteri, Perciformes, Percidae. Bases 146 to 928 code for a protein of 260 amino acids. The record is from RefSeq and is a predicted model, not a curated record.
ACGUACUUCCUUUAAGUAUUGGCUUCGGGGAAACAACAUCGAAACGACCCCAGCCUCUAGCGAAAAACACAAAAUAUUCUCCGUCUUUACCAACCGUUACCACCUGUGACGUAUUCCCCGUAACACGUAACUCCUUAAACGCAAAAUGCCCCAGAACGAGCACAUUGAGUUACAUCGCAAGCGGCAUGGCUACCGCCUUGACCACCAUGAAAAGAAAAGGAAGAAGGAGAGCCGUGAGGCUCAUGAGCGGUCCCACAAAGCCAGGAAGCUGAUUGGGUUGAAGGCCAAACUGUACCACAAACAGAGACAUGCAGAGAAGAUUCAGAUGAAGAAGACCAUCAAAAUGCAUGAACAGAGAAGGACCAAGCAGAAGAACGAUGAUAAGACCCCAGAGGGAGCAGUGCCAGCCUACCUGUUGGACAGAGAGGGACAGUCCCGUGCUAAGGUCCUCUCCAACAUGAUCAAACAGAAGAGGAAAGAAAAGGCUGGUAAAUGGGAGGUGCCCCUGCCAAAGGUGCGCGCCCAGGGAGAGACGGAGGUGCUCAAAGUCAUCAAAACUGGAAAGAGACAAAAGAAAGCCUGGAAGAGAAUGGUCACCAAAGUUUGCUUUGUUGGCGAUGGCUUCACCCGUAAACCUCCCAAAUAUGAACGUUUCAUCAGACCCAUGGGUUUGCGUUUUAAGAAGGCUCAUGUCACACAUCCAGAGCUGAAGGCCACGUUCUGCCUUCCCAUCCUGGGAGUGAAGAAGAACCCCUCCUCACCCCUCUACACCUCUCUGGGAGUCAUCAAUAAAGGAACAGUCGUUGAGGUCAAUGUCAGCGAGCUGGGCUUGGUUACACAAGGAGGAAAGGUUGUCUGGGGUAAAUAUGCCCAAGUGACAAAUAACCCAGAGAACGAUGGCUGCAUUAAUGCAGUCCUGCUGGUAUAAGACUCUUGACCUUUAUACAGACCGUGCCUGGUAACUCAGAAUUUACUCGAGGAGCGUUUAUUACAACAAAGAACACAAAGAUGUGACGAGUGAUGGGCUUCAAAUCACGGGAUUGUCAGGAAGAUCGCUGAUGCUGCAAUCGGCAACACAACAGUUUUUCUAACAGAAAAAGUAAAAGGGUGAUUACGGUGUUAAAUGUGAUAUAAACUUGAUAUGACACCAGA